GGCGGCGAGCGCGAGCAGCAGCGGCUGGAGGCGCGUCCACGUGAGGCGGAACCGUUGAAAUUCACCAAACUGUUUUUAAUCUGGCACAAACCCAAAACCCGAGCACUUUGUCGCCUCGAAACAGCGAGGUUGCAGCGUUGCGGGUCCCCAGCGCGCCCAAAGCCGGUUCGGUGACUCGCUGCCUCCCUCCACCCGAGCUAACCGCUAACUAGCCGGAGCCGGCUAACCCCGGCCCGAAGGGACAGUUCCGCCGCCGAGGGAGGACUGGGCCACCUGGGCAGGCUGAUCAUGACGGGGAAGCGCUCAGAAAAGGGCCCGGCCUGCUGGAAGAGGAGGGUGAAGUCUGAGUACAUGAGGCUACGGCAGCUGAAGCGCUUCAGACGGGCCGACGAGGUCAAGAGCAUGUUCAACUCCAACCGGCAGAAGAUCCUUGAGCGGACCGAUAUCCUGAACCAGGAGUGGAAGACCAGGCGGAUCCAGCCGGUUCACAUCAUGACGUCGGUCAGCUCCCUGCGAGGGACUCGAGAGUGCACGGUGGACAGCGGCUUCUCCGAGUUCCCCAGGCAAGUCAUCCCCCUGAAGACGCUGAACGCCGUGGCCUCCGUCCCCGUCAUGUACUCCUGGUCGCCUCUGCAGCAGAACUUCAUGGUUGAGGACGAGACGGUGCUACACAAUAUUCCCUACAUGGGGGACGAGAUCCUGGACCAGGACGGUACUUUCAUCGAAGAACUCAUCAAGAACUACGAUGGGAAAGUCCACGGGGACAGAGAGUGCGGCUUCAUCAACGACGAGAUCUUCGUGGAGUUGGUCAACGCCCUGGUGCAGUACAGUGACAACGAGGACGAUGAAGAGGAGGAGGAACAGGAGUUCAAGGUUGACAAGAUGGACAUGUGUGACGGCAAAGACCACCCCGAGGACCCACGCAAGGACGGAUACGUCAACGAGAGCCGAAGCAACAACGACACCAGCAGGAAGUUUCCCUCCGACAAAAUCUUUGAAGCCAUCUCCUCCAUGUUCCCGGACAAGGGCUCCACCGAGGAGCUCAAGGAGAAGUACAAGGAGCUGACGGAGCAGCAGCUGCCCGGUGCGCUGCCGCCCGAGUGCACCCCCAACAUCGACGGCCCCAACGCUCGCUCGGUGCAGCGCGAGCAGAGCCUGCACUCGUUCCACACGCUGUUCUGCAGACGCUGCUUCAAAUACGACUGCUUCCUCCACCCCUUCCACGCAACUCCAAACACCUACAAGCGCAAGAACCUGGAGAACCUGGUGGACAGCAAGCCCUGCGGCCUGGACUGUUACAUGUGCGUGGUGCAGGACGGGAUGAUCAGGGAGUAUCCCGCCGGCGCAGAGCGGCCCAAGACUCCUUCCAAACGCACGGCGGGCCGCCGGCGCGGACGGCUGCCCAACAGCAGCAGCCGACCCAGCACCCCCACCGUUUCCUCGGAGGCCAAAGACGCGGACAGCGACCGCGAGGGCAGCAAGGACGACGACAACGACAAAGACGACGAAGACAAGAAGGAUGAGACCACCAGCAGCUCAGAGGGGAACUCUCGCUGUCAGACUCCGGUGAAGAUGAAGCUGUCCGGCGAGGCGGAGGCGGUGGAUUGGAGCGGCGCCGAGGCGUCCCUCUUCAGGGUUCUCAUCGGGACGUACUACGACAACUACUGCGCCAUCGCCCGGCUCAUCGGCACCAAGACCUGCCGACAGGUCUACGAGUUCAGGGUCAAAGAGUCGGCCAUCAUCGCCCGGGCUCCGGCCGAGGACGAGGACACGCCCCCCAGGAAGAAGAAGAGGAAACACCGCCUGUGGGCCACGCACUGCAGGAAGAUCCAGCUGAAGAAAGAUGGAUCCUCCAAUCACGUGUACAACUACCAGCCGUGUGACCACCCGCGACAGCCCUGCGACUCGUCCUGCCCCUGCGUCACCGCCCAGAACUUCUGCGAGAAGUUCUGCCAGUGCAGCUCCGAGUGUCAGAACCGCUUCCCGGGCUGCCGGUGCAAGGCCCAGUGCAACACCAAGCAGUGCCCCUGCUACCUGGCGGUGCGGGAGUGCGACCCGGACCUGUGCCUGACCUGCGGCGCCGCCGACCACUGGGACAGCAAGAACGUGUCCUGCAAGAACUGCUCCAUCCAGAGAGGAGCCAAGAAGCACCUGCUGCUCGCGCCGUCAGACGUGGCUGGUUGGGGAAUCUUCAUCAAAGAGCCGGUCCAGAAGAACGAGUUCAUCUCCGAGUACUGUGGAGAGAUCAUCUCCCAGGACGAGGCCGACCGCAGGGGGAAGGUCUACGACAAAUACAUGUGCAGCUUCCUCUUCAAUCUCAACAACGACUUCGUCGUUGACGCCACGAGGAAAGGCAACAAGAUCCGCUUCGCCAACCACUCGGUUAACCCGAACUGCUAUGCAAAAGUGAUGAUGGUGAACGGCGACCACAGGAUCGGCAUCUUCGCCAAGAGAGCCAUCCAGACCGGGGAGGAGCUGUUCUUCGACUACAGGUACAGCCAGGCCGACGCGCUGAAGUACGUGGGGAUCGAGCGCGAGUUGGAGAUCGCCUGAUCCCGACUUCUACCUCCUCCGGAUCCACCACCAAGGCCUUACACGUGAACACACGCACGCUCAUUUCAGGAAAUCCCACAAACUUCAGGAAAACCGGGACUAUUUAGAGAGGAAUUUUUACCACGAUGCUCUUUGGGGAAUAAAAAAAAAAAAAAAACUUUUCACAUCUUCUUUUUGUCAACAAAUUCAUAAAUCUGAGGAGUCGAACCAGCGACCGACUGGUUUCCAGCUCGAAGCUUCAGGGACCAAAAUCCUCCACCAGCCGCUGGAAACCGCCGGCGCCGGACUCCGCUGUGAACCAGCAGCGCCUCAAACAAUCAUGUUUGCUUCAGACCUCCACGAGGACGAGCCGCCGAGCAGCUCCACGCCAGCUCGGUGGCAGACUUCCCAGCAUGCACCUGCUCUGCUCACACUUUUUUUUUUAAAGAUAUUUUUAUCCCGAUUCUUUCUUUUUUUAAUCACCCAGUGCUCCUACCUAAGUGACAGUCCUGGGCGUUGCUCCCUCUACCAACCCUACACUGAGCUCAGGUCUCCUCCUUACUUGAGGAUGAGCAGCUUCUUUCCACCGAACAGGGUGGGGUUUCUCCGGUCGGACGUAGCGACGGAAGGAUCACGUUAUUCCGGCCAGAUCCCCCCAUGUGUUUCCCCGGCUGGCCAGAGGGGGCAGUAGAACCAGAGGGGGCAGUAGAGCCAGGACUGCUGCAUGUUUUUGUGAGGGAAGCUCACAUUAACUACCCAGGGAACACGGGGAGAACCCGUCUUCCCUCCCCUCCGUUAAUCGCUCCAGAUGUUCGUAAACAGCCGGCCUCGUCGGUUCUUCUUCCUGGACCCGGUUUGUACCACUGACUUCCCAACCAGGUUUCCAUGACGAUUCCUGGGACCAGAUCAAGCUCAUGGGUCCAGUUUGAGGUGACAGAACCUCCACCAGCUCCACCACAGUACUGUCCGUUUAAUGUUAUUGAUUAAUGAUGGAUUUGUCCGGAGGACCGCGCCUCUGAGAUUCUAAUAAUGAACCUGAAUAAGAAGCUUAUUGAUCCGUUUACCUGGCGGCUGACGGAUCAAUCACCUUUUUUUUUAAAAAACGGUUUUGUCGUGAUCAAGUUUAAAGCAACGUCAGUAAACGAGCACCGAUCAAUGACAGACUGGUUGUCCCGACGUUGGGAUCGAUCUGCAGCUGAUUACUGGAUUUACUGGCGCGGGUCUGCUGGGCCUCGACCCGGCGCCGCUCCACUCCUCAGAACCAACAAUCAACUUCUGGUGCUCGCCGAGACUCUACAAUGGACCGUGCUCCCCCCGACACCUGUAACUUAUUACACCUGGGGGGCGGAGACCCCCCACCCUCCCCGGGCCGGCGGCUGAACAUCAUGUUAGGAAAAAAUAAGUUAACUGAGCCGAGCCGGGCCUGGACCCCCACCCCCCUCUGAUGACACAGGUGCUGAUUUUAUAAUGUUUACAGGGAUUUUUGUUGUUCAAAGUGAUGCAGAUUAAAAUGUUUGAAAACUC
This is a messenger RNA of Cololabis saira (Pacific saury), 4056 nucleotides long. It is a transcript of the gene ezh2, whose product is annotated as enhancer of zeste 2 polycomb repressive complex 2 subunit. Gene Ontology annotation, biological process: chromatin remodeling. The record is from RefSeq and is a predicted model, not a curated record. Bases 289 to 2553 code for a protein of 754 amino acids. The transcript has 19 exons. Gene Ontology annotation, molecular function: histone H3K27 methyltransferase activity; protein binding. Lineage: Eukaryota; Metazoa; Chordata; Actinopteri; Beloniformes; Belonidae.